Molecule: messenger RNA, 295 nt
Organism: Racocetra fulgida
Lineage: Eukaryota; Fungi; Glomeromycota; Glomeromycetes; Diversisporales; Gigasporaceae
Source: the annotation of a GenBank genome assembly
CUCUUUUAGAAACUUAUCCUAGUGCUGGUGAAUAUUUGCAAGAUCCAUUUUAUUUAAUACAACACUCUUGGGCACAUGCUUAUACAAGCCGUUUUUUUACAGCUGGUAUGCAAUCAACACAACGUGUUGAGUUAAUCAAUGCAAUUAUCCACAAAGCUGUUUCUUCUAGUUCAACUAUGUCAGAUAUAGAACAAAAUAAAUCAUGUGAAAAUUCAACUAAUUUAACUCUAGCUGAUAAUUCGGAAAGCAUUGAAGAUAUCGAAAACUAUUAUGACUACCGGCAAAUAUAUUUAAA